Messenger RNA from Trichoderma asperellum CBS 433.97, 2238 nucleotides. RefSeq lists its product as uncharacterized. Lineage: Eukaryota; Fungi; Ascomycota; Sordariomycetes; Hypocreales; Hypocreaceae. Gene Ontology annotation, molecular function: mRNA binding. Gene Ontology annotation, biological process: deadenylation-independent decapping of nuclear-transcribed mRNA; P-body assembly. The record is from RefSeq and is a predicted model, not a curated record. Gene Ontology annotation, cellular component: P-body.
AUGGCGAGCCAGUUUGCCGGCCUGCACAUGCGGGUGGUGCUGAGAGAUCCUCCUGGGCACCAGCUCACAGGCACCGUCCGCGAUGUACAGGCAGGGAGCAGCCUCACCUUGACGAAUGUAUUCAUUGCUGCAACGCGAGCUUGGGUCCCUCAUAUGCGAAUCGAUGCCUCCAACAUUGCCGAUCUCUCAGAAGUUAAUGGUGACGACAGGCCAGACCAGAACCCUCUGCCUGCUGAGAAACCUACGGCUUCGACAUACACCGUGCAGCAGCCGCCGACUCAGUUGGCCGCACAGACUCCGACCCAGCCGGCCCAGCCUGCCUUUGUCGAUCCAGCUAUUCUGAGUCUAGGAAGACGGCCCAAGUCAGCGGCGUCUGGCAAACAGAAGAAGGAUGAAAAGGGCGCAGACCAAACCGACCUAGCAGGACAGCCGGGAGUCCUAUAUGGCAUUCAUGCGACGCGCUCGUCGGUCGACUCUGGCGAUGAGAACAACCUUGUGGCGUCAGUGAAAGAUUUAAAGAUAGACCCAGUAGCCACUUUGAAAGGUUUGUCAGGUAAUAAAGCUCGACAGGUCAAAGAAGCGUCAGGUUCUACACAGCAACAGCAAAAGAAGAAAGCGCGGCGGCAUCCAAAGGCCCACAAGGAGCAUUUAGGCGAAGCGCAACCAGCUGUUCAGACGCAAGGACAUGGGAAAGGCUGGAGACAGACUCCAAUCUUGCAAAGCACUGCCUCUUUUCAGCCAUUCACCGCUCUUAGACGGAAUGGGAAGAACUCGAAGAGUCUCCUGGACAAUGGAUGGGCAUCUGAGGACGUUACAGAGGAAAUGGGCGAUUUCGAUUUUGAGAAUAAUCUGGCCAAAUUCGACAAGCACAAGAUUUUUGAUCAAAUGAGAAAAGAAGAUACCAUUGACGAUGCGAGCCGCCUUGUAGCACACAACCGCCGGCCCAAGCCCGGAACGGCGGGAGGCAAGAACCUGCACUACACCGAAAAUGUCCUGGAUAUGCCCUCCACAACGGCUGCGUCAAACGCUGAUUACUGGAAUAGCGAAGCAGAUGUUGGUGCCAACGGAUCUGAGAAGCUAAGCGGCCGAGAACACAAAAAUGCCAGCCAAACCGGUCGGAGGCCUGACAGCAAGACUGGUGCUAGGCGCUCGCAGUCCCGCAAGGCAAGCACUGCCGCUCCUGUUGGAAGUCAGCCACUUAGUAGGGUCAACUCCAGCCUACGGUAUCAAGCGUCUCGCCGAUCUAGCCCCACGACCGGGCACCGCAGCACUGACUACGAGCAGCAGCAGCAUGAACGCCCGGGACUAUAUCUACUGCCUUCAAAUCGACGCGUGGAGACGAUUUCUACGCUUCAGAUGCUGAAUAUUGAAAACAUUGCUGCCAACGAGAUUGGAUUUAGCGAGACCUUGAUGGCGGAAAACGCAGGAAGGGGUAUCGCUGAAGUGGCUGUGGCCGUAUUGUCAGACCCAGCCAUGAAAGUCCGAUUCGAGAUGGUCGUGGCGGGAGCGUCCAGCGAUGCUUCAGUGCGCUCAUCAACGAUUGUGAUACUUGCCGGCAAUCAUAAGUCGGGUAUUCGUGCGCUGGCUGCUGCUCGCCAUCUUCGAAACAAAAACUUUGAUGUGGUUGUAUGUUUGGUUGGUGUUGAGCGCGAGCGAGACCUAUUGGAAGAUUUGAAGAGACAGAUCCAGCUCUACAGAAACUUUGGAGGCCGAAUUUUGAGCAAGAACGACUUCUUUGAAUUUCUUCGAAGAGGGGCUGGAGCGGGUAGUGGCCUAUCAAUAUCUCUUAUUAUUGACGCCUUGCUCGGCCUUACCAUGUCGUUUGAGGAACUGCGAGUCGGUGACCAGGCGUCGGUAUAUGAGCUGAUGGAAUGGGCGAACCGGAAUGAGGCGUUCGUACUAGCAAUUGAUAUUCCUUCAGGCAUUGACCCUUCAAACGGCAAUGUUGCUAUUAUUGAUGGAAGUCACCUGUUUGUCAAACCGCGCUACGUUGUUGCCAUAGGCGCACCCAAAAAGGGGCUUCUAGAGGCUGUUACGCCGCCCCCUGACGAUGAUACAGCCCUACCAACAAAUAUUAUUCACGAGGACGAGUGGCGGCUAUUCAUUGCCGAUUUAGGGCUGGGAAGCGCAAUCUGGAGGAAGGCUGGUACUAAGAUACGGAAGGGCAUCGAGUUUGACGGCAAAUGGGUGCUGGAAAUGAAGUACCGCGGACCUCAGGAGGAAGAAGAUGAAGAUUAA